AUGAAAUUACUAAUUAACAGUUAUAUUUACAAGGUAAGUACUCUAGAGGUGUGCAUCGGAUCGGAUUGAACGUUUAUAAUCCGACAAUUGGCUAAUGUUUAAAAUUCGAUCCGAAAUUGUCGAAUCCGAUCCGACUUUUGAUAAAGAAUUCCGAUCCGAAGAACCUUUAAUAAAAUAAAUUUCUCAUUCAAGUGGAAAUAUUUAACCAAAUAAUAAUUAAUUCAUUUUAUUUCGAAUAUCGAAGUCCGAUCCGACUACGAAACAACUUUAUCAAUCCAAUCCGAAAUGAAUAUUUUUGUUCCGAAAUCCGAACGAAUCGGAUUUGCACACCUCCAGUAAGUACCAUCAUAAAGGUCGGUUUCCAUUUCAGUCGCUUUGCCCGCGCGGGCGGGCUUUGAAAAUGUGUUUUCAUUAUUAUUUGUUAUUUUUUUCUUCAGAGUGCCGUCAGUUGCAUGUGGCAUCCAAAGAUUAACCAAGUUUUAGUUGGUUGUGGUAAUGGAAAAGUUAAAGUUUUCUUUGAUCCACAGCGAAGUACAAGGUAAGAGAUUUUGUCUUAUUCUGGUGAUGAAUUUCUUUAUUAUGAAGAAGAAAUUGGAGAAUGCCUUGCAUGGGACUCACAUUUUUGGGCGUUGCCCAAUAAGGUUAAGAAAUUAUUUUUGACAUCAUGAUACUUUUUGCAGGGGAGCAAUCAUGUGCGUUUCAAAGGCGACGAAGAAAAGCCAGAUUCGUGAAAUGCAACUUCCUCCAAGGAUUAUUACACGUAAGACUUUUUUAAAAGUGGUGUUGUGCUUAGGAUUAAAAAUUGAAUUGUGAUUAUCAUUGCAAGGAUGAUUACAUAUUGUUAAAGGGUCGAAAUGUCAAGCCCGUAUUGAGUACAACGAAUCGAGUCGUUACCUAAAAGAUUCAUUUUUCUCUACCAGCCCAUGCUCUGCCAAUGUUCCGACAAAAUCAAGGUGGUGCCACUAUGAAGAAAGUGAAAGAUAAAGAACGUGCCGAUCCCAUCAAGUCACGAAAACCAGAAACCCCUCUCACUGGCGCAGGUAUGUAAAAUCAAAUGAUUCUUUUAUUGCUUGCAACCAUUUUUCAAUUAUCAUUUAAGCAAUUCGUUGAUAUGCAAUUUUUCUUGUUGAUAUUGCUAUUUUUUCUUGUUAGGAAAGGGAGGCCGAGUUGCUUCUGGUAUCAGUUUAUCCCAAUUCGUUUCUAAGAAUUUGGCUGUAAAGAAUCUUGAUGACUCCAAUCCUCGGGAAUCUAUUCUCCGUCAUGCGAAAGUAUUAUUAAUUAUCUUAUAUAUUAUAUGUGGGAAUAAAAUACUGGUAUUAUUCGAAGAAAAUCAUCUUUAGAAAUGACUAAAACAACUCCUUUAUGAGAAAAAAAAAAUAUUUGCAGGCCUGAAUUAUAUGUGUCUCAAAUGCUUACACCAUUACCUUUUCGAAGCGCAUCCCAACGACCUUGCAGAGGUAUUGCUUACAGCAUUACUAAUACUAAUACAUUAUCAAUGUCUUAACCUUAUACGUUUUUGUAGGAGGCUGCUGAGAAUCCAUUUUGGGUGAGCCCCGCCUAUUCCAAGUAAGUAUCCCGUUUGAAUCUCGCCAUACGUUUCUGUUUUGCCCUUCGUGUCCUUCACUGACGUUAUCACUCUUUCUGCUUAUUCUCACUGGAUGGUGAUCUCAGUGCUUUCGCUACCACACACACUCUUAGACAAGGUGUCCACGGGCCUUGAAAAUCCUGGAAAGUCCUUGAAUUGGAAAAAAAAUUCCAGGCCUGGAAAGUCCUUGAAAAUCAGUCGAAGUCCUUGAAAGUCCUGGAAUUAAUUACCUUAACCUUCAGCUGUGCCAACAUUAGUGAUUUUGAUUAAAAUUACUGAAUAAAACGAAUUAUUUACGGCAAAUCCGUGCCCGCAUUUUCAAAGAUUUUUCCCAGUUCUAGGUCCUUGAAUUUACUGAAAAAAGGGCCUUGAAAGUCCUGGAAUUUCACCUUCACCAAAUUAGGGUGGACACCCUGCUUAGAACAUAACUUUUGUACUUCAGUACUCAGUAGCUACAAUAAUUAGUCAAUCCUAUUAUGCACACCUAAUAAUCUUGUCUAGAACUCAACCGCGGACAAUCCUUGCUGAAGAUGAUGGUGAAGAAGAAGAUGAUGAUGAUGAAAGCAAGGCAAAGAAACCGAAGCUUUCGUGA
Paramuricea clavata is the source of this 2177-nucleotide messenger RNA. The record is from the annotation of a GenBank genome assembly. NCBI's taxonomy places the organism in Eukaryota, Metazoa, Cnidaria, Anthozoa, Malacalcyonacea, Plexauridae.